AUGAAAAAUAGGACAUCAGUGACAGAGUUCAUCCUCCUGGGUCUGACAGAUAACCCCAAGUUGCAGCCUGUGAUUUUCUGCUUUUUAUUUCUCACGUAUGUGCUGAGUGUGAUUGGAAACCUAACUAUCAUCGCUCUUACCCUGCUGGACGCCCAACUGAAGACCCCCAUGUAUUUCUUCCUCAGGAAUUUCUCCUUCUUAGAAAUUUCAUUUACUUCUGUCUGUAAUCCUCGAUUUCUGAUCAGCAUCCUAACUGGGGACAAAUCUAUCUCCUACAAUGCUUGUGCGGCUCAGCUGUUUUUCUUUCUCUUCCUUGGCUCAGCAGAGUUUUUCCUCCUGGCAUCUAUGUCCUAUGACCGCUAUGUGGCUAUCUGCAAGCCUCUGCACUAUACAACCAUCAUGAAUAACAGGAUCUGCUACCAGCUAGUAAUCAGCUCUUGGCUGGCUGGCUUUUUGGUUAUUUUUCCCCCACUGGCCAUGGGCUUAGAGCUGGAUUUCUGCGACUCCAAUGUCAUUGACCAUUUUACCUGUGACUCUGCUCCUUUGCUACAAAUCUCGUGCACAGACACAAGUUCUCUAGAGCUUAUAAGCUUUGUUUUAGCUUUGUUUACUCUUCUAUCCACCUUGACCUUAGUACUUCUCUCCUACACCUACAUCCUCGGAACAAUUCUGCGAAUCCCAUCAGCUCAACAAAGAAAGAAGGCCUUCUCAACUUGCUCAUCACAUAUGAUUGUCGUGUCUCUCUCUUACGGAAGCUGCAUCUUCAUGUAUGUGAAAACAUCAGCAAAGGAGGGCGUUUCUUUGACAAAAGGGGUAGCUAUGCUCAAUACCUCUGUUGCUCCUAUGCUGAAUCCAUUUAUUUAUACUCUAAGGAACCAGCAGGUAAAGCAAGCAUUUAAAGAUGUUGUGAGGAAGAUACUGUCCUCAAAAACAUUGAUAUAA
This is a messenger RNA of Tupaia belangeri chinensis (Chinese tree shrew), 942 nucleotides long. Its product is annotated as olfactory receptor 6C76. The transcript has a single exon. Gene Ontology annotation, cellular component: membrane. NCBI's taxonomy places the organism in Eukaryota, Metazoa, Chordata, Mammalia, Scandentia, Tupaiidae. Gene Ontology annotation, biological process: G protein-coupled receptor signaling pathway. The coding region runs from base 1 to 942 and encodes 313 amino acids. The record is from RefSeq and is a predicted model, not a curated record. Gene Ontology annotation, molecular function: G protein-coupled receptor activity; olfactory receptor activity.